Messenger RNA from Zalophus californianus (California sea lion), 4155 nucleotides. RefSeq names its product macrophage immunometabolism regulator (gene MACIR). The coding region runs from base 1687 to 2310 and encodes 207 amino acids. Gene Ontology annotation, biological process: negative regulation of cytokine production involved in inflammatory response; negative regulation of fibroblast migration. The record is from RefSeq and is a predicted model, not a curated record. The transcript is spliced from 3 exons. Lineage: Eukaryota; Metazoa; Chordata; Mammalia; Carnivora; Otariidae.
CCACAGUUAGCAGGUGGUGACGCACACAACAGUAAGCAGAGUCAGAAAUGACUAAAAACUGAGACAGGGAAUGGAGCUGCUGCACCUUGGUUUCGCCUGGGUGGCUCUCUUGGACUCUGUGUUUGUCUUCUAUUUUUGGCUUGGCACUGCUGUAAUAGGGAUAAUCAGUUACUGCACUUUGUUGGCUAUGAAAUUACCGACCAUUUUCUUAGACUUCCACAUCAGCUCCCGGGCAAGAGUUGGAUAAUUACUUUAAGGCUCUCUGUUUUCAAAUCCAGAAUGAAGUUUGGGGUUGAUUUUUCUUUUGCUCUUGAAAAAAAUGUUGGAAAAUCUAUUUUUUCAAUGCAUUCAAAAGCUUGAAAAGAAGCUCACAUCACUAAAUACAUAAUACACAUUACAUGAUAGCUUGAAUGAGAUUUUACAGUGUUUUCUAAAACUAGUUUUUAUUUAGAAUUAAAACACAUCCAGAUUUUUCUAACGUUCCUGCUCCUGGGUUUUCUGUCUAGAUUUCUAAAAGUCUAAAUGAAAUUUAUCUCACUCCAUGAUAGAGGUAGCCCUGAAAAAUGAAGUGGAAAUGUCUCUCUCUAUUUGGCAUCCAACCAUAUAACCAGCUAGUUAUUGGUUGAUACCGUCUUUGUCCUCCCUUAUAAUUUAUUAUUUUCAAGUAUCUUAUAUGCUCCUAGGAGAAAGGGUCCAUGGUGUAGACUGACUUUGUACAGGACUCUGGUAUGUGCUUUAACAUCCUCACAUUUUCAAGUUGGAAAUAACACUAGAACUAGUAGCUAAAACCACCUCCUUCUAAUCAUUUCACAAGUGAGGCAAUAAAGCUUUAAAAUAAAGUGCCUCCCCACACAUUUGAAAUAGAAUUCCAUUUACAGAAAUUAAUUUACAUUUUUCAGGAACAUGGUUAUUGUGUAAAAAGCUGUCCAUGCGGGCCACAUGUAUAUAAAGCAAAGCCAGUGGGCUUGGGAGUCAGACAAACGGGUUCAAGUUCCCGCCUGACUCUCAAAGAGCAUUGCUUGAUGGAAUACUUUACAAGGGGGGUGAUACCUCCUCAUGGAGUAGUGGGUAAGAUGAAGCGAUAGAAAUGGCGCGUAGCUUUGGCAUACAGAAGGUGCUCAAAAAUAUGAGUUUCUUCUUAAAUGUCCCUUCCCCAUUAAAAAUCCAUUUACUUGAAUAAGAAAUCAGCUUAAACUUUAUAACAGUAGUAUUGGGGACAUUUUGAGGGGUGCUUAUAUUAAAUAAAAAACGUAUUGUCGGGCAAGAGUUUUUGCUGCGUUACAGUUCACUCUAUGUGAAAACCAGAGGCUUCACUGGUGGAGGAGAACCGAGUCUUCCUUCUGUAGUGUCUUGGUUCCCCAGCCUGGACCCAGUGUGCGGCAGAAGCAGCGCAAGGGAGCAUCGCGUGUCCGUUUCCUAAAUCUGUGGAAGUUCCAAAGGCUGAUACCUGUGGGAGCUUCCCAGGAUGACAGACAGGUCUUGGUGCAUUCACUCCUUCCAGUUUCUGAAGCUCAAGAGGCAGAUCCCUUUAACUCAGUAACUAGCCAUUUCCUUUGGAUGAAACUCUUCAGCAGUGUAUCUGGAGUAGAGCAGAAAAAAUAUUAUGCCUGUGUUCCCUUGGGACUCAUUGGACAUUGCACAGUGACAUCUGGGAUUUAGUCUGGAGUGUGCCGCCUCGUGCCUAAAAUGGAAGUCGAUGUUAAUGGAGAGUCCAGAAGUACCCUGGCCACGCUGCCCUUGCCUGUGGCCGAGGCGAGCUCCCCGGGCAAGGCGGAAGCAGAGAAGCCCCGCUGCUCCAGCACGCCGUGCUCGCCCAUGCGCCGAACUGUGUCGGGCUACCAGAUUCUCCACAUGGACUCUAACUAUUUGGUUGGCUUCACAACUGGUGAGGAACUCCUGAAGUUAGCCCAGAAGUGCACGGGAGGUGAAGAGAGUAAGGGAGAAGCUGUGCCUUCCUUGCGCUCCAAGCAGCUGGACGCAGGACUUGCGCGUUCCUCCCGUUUGUAUAAAACCAGAAGUCGGUACUACCAGCCAUACGAGAUCCCGGCUGUCAAUGGCAGGAGGCGAAGGCGGAUGCCCAGCUCAGGAGACAAGUGCACUAAAUCUUUACCCUAUGAACCUUACAAGGCCCUCCAUGGGCCUCUGCCUCUUUGUCUUCUUAAAGGUAAGAGGGCUCACUCCAAAUCUCUGGACUACCUCAAUCUAGAUAAAAUGAACAUCAAGGAGCCAGCUGACACAGAAGUGCUCCAGUACCAGCUUCAACACCUCACCCUCAGAGGGGACCGUGUGUUUGCCAGGAAUAAUACAUGAGUGACGUGCAGAGAGUGUAAACCAGUUUAGGUCAGCCUCCGCUUGGCCGGAAAAACCCACUGUUGUUCUCUGUACAGGACUCUUCACAUUAUAGAUGGUUAUAUCAGCUAAGUGUUCCUGGCACAUAAAAAUUGUUUGGAUCAAAUUUGAAUACAGGAAUGAAAUCACAGGUACUUGGGGGGAAAUCAUUCUAGAGCACGCAACUGCAAAGAAAACAGAAUGUUGGCCAUUAGUUUGUAUGGCUUUUUAGCUAGGAAGAAAAGGCUUUGGUACAGUCACGCCGUCUUUAUGAUUCCAACACUCAAACUGGGAAUGUUAUCUGCUUGGUUGUUGCUGACUUGGUAUGAUUCAUUAGAAAUUUAUAUCUUUAAGUACUCAAGUACUUCUUUAAUCUCUGUAUUUUACUAUAAAAUGUAUGUACAAUGAUUUGUUUUAUGAAAUUUGAAACUUGAACAUUGCUGAAUUGGACCACUUUUUAUUUUUAAAUAUUGAGUUUAAAUAUUUUAUAACUGGUUUUGCACUGAAAAAAUUAACAUUUCAGAUUGACAAGAGAAUAAUCUUUCUUCACUUGCCUCAAUAAUACUAUUGAGCAAUGGAUUUUUUUAUUUCCGCAUGGAAAGUUAUUGAUCUCUAUGGCUGUACAAUAUUUCUUUAUAGCAUUAUUAAAGUGUGUCUUAAUACAAUUAAAUUUGGGAUACAAAGUAUUUAUUUUACAAUGGGUGGGGGGAAGCUUUUCCAGAAAGUUUCCAAUAUGAACUUUUCAUAAGUUAAAAAAAGUUUCCUUAGUGCUUACUUUCUAAGUUAAAAAUUCAUCUGGAACUUUAAAAUGGAAAGGAUUCUUUUAAUUGUGGAUGAUAGGCAUAAUACUGUUUGCAUCUGAAUGUUCUGUAAGUGAAUGAAACUUUAAUAGAAGGACUCAUGAUUUCUACUAUCGAAUGCUUAAACUAAGUAUGAAGUGAUACCAUUCAGCAUGGCAUCAAGUCAUUCCAGUUUUAGUUCUGUGCAACUCAAGCGCUCGUUGAAAUUCCAGUUUCUAGGAUUAGUGUAGGAGCCUAAAGUGCUUCUACGGUUUUAAUGGGUUAAUCCUGGAUUACCUAACAAUUUAUGUCAAUUGCACUGGUUUAAUUUGUUGCUAAAGGAGUAACGCCCUGGCUUUAGUAACAAAUACAGCUCAACUAUUCUUGAAUAUAUUUUGAGAAAAAUGUAUGUACCUUAACCUUUUGUAAAAGUUUCUGUUUCUUUUUUUUCUUUUUUGACUCUUGAAGGUGCAAUUUAUUACUGAAUUGGCAUCUCUGGCAGCAUAGAACUGCUGAUUUUAAAUUUUAGUUUGGCGGCUGUGAGUUUCUUAGGUGUUUGCAGUCUUGCUUAUAAAAUAAGAACACCUUUUAUUAAUGAGUGGGUCAUUCCUGGUGCAGGGAGGACUGACUUUCCUUUAGCCAGAAUGAAUGGCAAACUCUGUUUAGAGCAGAAUAAGUAUUAAGAAAACCCUAGGAACUCUUAAUCAACAUUUAUUAUACUUUCACUGAGGCAAACCAUGUGAAAGCACCUUGGGGAACUUGACCCAUAUCUUACUGAGUUGAUCAGAUUUCUUGGUGGGCUGGAAAUUUUCAGCUGUUGUAUAUUUUAAAGUAAAUUGCACCUUUGUAACAUAUUGUAUUGACGAAUGAUCACUAAGAUUAACUCUAUCUAUACAGUCAUUAGUUUGACAAGAAAUAGAAUCCUGUCAGAUGCCAAAGAGUUGGGAUUUUUACGUUUAAUGAUUAAAACACCGUUAUUUAUUGAUGAUUUACCCUGUGGAACUGUAUUAUUUCUAACUAUGAAAUAAAAGGGUGAUGUAAACACACA